Racocetra fulgida is the source of this 486-nucleotide messenger RNA. The record is from the annotation of a GenBank genome assembly. NCBI's taxonomy places the organism in Eukaryota, Fungi, Glomeromycota, Glomeromycetes, Diversisporales, Gigasporaceae.
AUGCCGCAGUUUGCAUUUAAUCCGAAUAGACUUAAGAUUCACCUUAAGCUAGCUGUUAACCGUCUUAAGCUUGUACAACAAAAGAAAAAUGUACUUAACAAACAAGCGCGAAAGGAUAUUGCUGCUUUACUUGAGAAUUCAAAAGAAGAAAGCGCAAAAAUACGUGUAUGUCAUUGUCAAUACAAAUUUAUUGACAAUGGAGAUGCUGGAACUUUAUUGCGAACUUCUUUUGGCAAGAUUUGGACUUUUGGAACAAAUGAAGUAUGUUUUAUGGUGUAUAUAUCUGUCGAUGCAUUAUUAAUGCUUUUUUGUGCUACUAGGCAUUGCGAUCCUUCUAUAAGUGAAGCAGUAAAUACUUUAAUCUAUGCGGCACCCAGAUCAGAAAUUAAGGAAUUAAGUUUAGUUCGUGAUCAAUUAAUUGCAAAAUUUGGAAAAGAAUUCGCAUUAAAUGCGAUCGAAAAUAAGAAUAAUUGUGUGAAUGAAAAG